Rotaria sp. Silwood2 is the source of this 516-nucleotide messenger RNA. Lineage: Eukaryota; Metazoa; Rotifera; Eurotatoria; Philodinida; Philodinidae. The record is from the annotation of a GenBank genome assembly.
AUGGCCACCAAUCAACAACUGACUACUAUCAAAUGUCUGAUUCUUGAUCAUUUCUUCACUUUCAAUGAACUUUCAACUAUUAUAUCUUAUACACCUGAUCUUCGUCGUCUUCAUUUUUCUCAUACACAUGAGAGAGAUACAACCAUCGAAAGUAUGUCGUCAAUUGCAUUAACAAAUUUGACAUAUCUUUCUCUACGAAUAUUUUCUCUAAAUUUUCAUGAUUUUGAAAUAUUCAUUGGGAAAAUACAUUCAAAAUUAAUAACUUUAUCUGUUAAUAUUUCAUCUAAUGACAUCACCUAUCUCGAUGCUUAUCGAUGGGAACGACUAAUUUUACAACAUUUAUCUCAAUUAGAAAGAUUUUCUUUUCAAUACUUGGAUCAUGUUGAUAACGAGCAUCAUCGAUAUUUUGAAGGAUUAAAUCAAUUUUGUUCCCCGUUUUGGAUCAAACGACAAUGGAUAUUUGAUGUUAAAAUCGUCGAUGAAGGAAUCGUUUAUGUCAUCCAUCCAUAUAAGUAA